AUGUCAGCUGCUGGGGCGCGGCCCAUUCGUCGCCGCAGAAGUGCCGAGGCUCCCCUCAGGCCCGAGCAGUGGGCUGCCUUGGUCUGCACUGGUGUGACCGCUUGGAACUCACUGUUCGGCCUUAAGCCUCUCCUUCCUGGCCAGACCGUCCUCUUCCAAGGAACUGGCGGUGUCUCUGUCACUGGUCUCGUUCUCGCUAAGGCUGCUGGUGCCAGGACCAUCAUCACCUCCUCCAGCGACGAGAAGCUCAAGUUCGUCCAAAAGAAGUUCGGUGUUGACUACGUCCUUAAAUACAAGAAGACUCCCAACUGGGCUGCCGAGGCCAAGAAGCUUACCGGGGGCGUUGGUGUCGAUUACAUUUUUGAGAACGGUGGUUCCGGCACCAUCAAGCAGUCCAUCGAGGCUAUCAAAUUUGGUGGUAUCAUCUCCGUCAUCGGUUUCCUCUCCUCCGCGAAGCAGGAGGAUAUGCCGGAUGUUGCCGGCCUGGCUUUGAGCAAGGGCUGUGUCGUCCGCGGCAUUAUCAUUGGAUCAAAGCAGCAGCUUGAGGAGGUGGUCGAGUUUGUUGGCAACCACAACCUCGACAUUCCUGUCGGUAAGACCUUCAAAGGAGGGAGUUGUCAAGGCUUUGGAGUACACGACCUCUGGUUCUCACAUUGGCAAGAUUUGCAUUAA
Messenger RNA from Clonostachys rhizophaga, 672 nucleotides. Lineage: Eukaryota; Fungi; Ascomycota; Sordariomycetes; Hypocreales; Bionectriaceae. The record is from the annotation of a GenBank genome assembly.